This is a messenger RNA of Cloeon dipterum, 2462 nucleotides long. Its product is annotated as cyclin-dependent kinase-like 2. Gene Ontology annotation, cellular component: cytoplasm; nucleus. The record is from RefSeq and is a predicted model, not a curated record. The transcript is spliced from 10 exons. Gene Ontology annotation, molecular function: protein serine/threonine kinase activity; ATP binding. NCBI's taxonomy places the organism in Eukaryota, Metazoa, Arthropoda, Insecta, Ephemeroptera, Baetidae. Bases 361 to 2133 code for a protein of 590 amino acids. Gene Ontology annotation, biological process: protein phosphorylation; intracellular signal transduction.
GGGGCCGGGGUGCCGAUCGAUCCGCUCGCGCGCGCCGUGACUCGAGGGCCAUGCCGCCGCGAGAAAAGCCAGAAGACGCUCGGCCAAGAACGCGUUGCAACUCGUCCGGUCUCGGAAGACAAAGAAUCUGGACGCAGAUGUGAGCCACGCUGCCAUCGACGGCUGGACCACAAUGGGGCGAUGGCCCAUUUCGAUAUAAACAGAGACAACAUAAACAAUCUACACCCUGAUCUUCAAAAUCUAUAAUUCCACCCGUAAUAUCGUUGAGCACGGUUCAUUGACCAUCUGAUUGAUUCGUCACCUUCCUGCUUUUUUAGGGGUGCGGGCCAUGAGUGUCGGCGGAAGACGCGCUGCAGGAGCAUGGAAAAGUACGAAACUCUCGGCGUAGUCGGCGAAGGCUCGUACGGCCUCGUGCUGAAAUGUAGGCACCGGGAAAGCGGCCAGCUGGUGGCCAUCAAGCGCUUCCUCGAAACCGAAGACGACUUGGCUGUCAGGAAAAUGGCCCUCCGCGAAAUCAGGAUGCUCAAGAAAUUGAGACACGAAAACUUGGUCAGCAUGCUGGAGGUGUUCCGGAGAAAAAGACGGUUUUAUUUAGUCUUUGAAUUCAUGGACCACACCCUGCUGGAGGAGCUGGAGGAACGCUCCUCCACGUCGUCUCCGGGACUGGGAGAGGCCACCGUCCGGAGACACGCGUUCCAGAUCCUGCGAGGCCUCGACUUCUGCCACUCCAGCAGCAUCAUCCAUCGGGACGUGAAGCCGGAAAACGUGCUGGUGUCCAAGCUGGGCGUGGUGAAGCUGUGCGACUUCGGGUUCGCCCGAAUGGUGGCCGCUCCUGGCGAGACGUACACCGACUACGUGGCGACCAGAUGGUACCGGGCACCGGAGCUGCUCGUCGGCGACGCAAACUACGGCAAAGAGGUCGACGUGUGGGCGGUCGGCUGCCUGAUGGCGGAAAUGAUGACUGGCAAUCCGCUUUUCGCGGGCGACUCGGACAUAGACCAAUUAUUUUUAAUAACCAAAGCUUUAGGCAAACUGUCCAACAAACACCAGCACCUGAUUUCUAGAAACCCCAUGUUCAAAGGCAUGCGAGUCGGCUCCGCGGUCACGCCGGCUAACCUGUACGAGAUGUUUCCCACGUGGCCGCGGCUUUCGCUCGACUUCACCUCUGCCUGCCUCCGCUUGGACCCGAACAGCAGGCCGCCCACCGGCGAGCUGCUGCAGCACACCUAUUUCACCCACGACGGAUUUCCCGGCGCCUUUCUGCCAGAACUGAAGGCGAGAAUGCAGCAGGAAUGCCAAAACAAUCCGCUCUUGUCGCGUCGCUUCAGCAACACUGCCAACUCGGCGAGAAGCCGAGGGGAGGCGCCGCAACCCCCUCAGAGCGCCAGUGAUCUCGAUUCCCUGCUGCCCACGACCCUCAUGUCCAGCCGACUGUCCGAAAACAACCGGCUUGGCAGCGGGCCGCGCAGGAAGCUACAAGAGCCCGCCGCCGAGAAGAGGGACAACCUUCGAUCCAGGCGCGGCACCAGGGAGGAGGACAUCAUGAAGGUCGGCUCUCCACCGAGGACCUCUUCUCGCCUGCAGAGGACCCUGCAGCAGGAGUUGGCCGAGAUUGUGCCCGCGUCGCCGGCAGGACACGACAAUCACGCUUCCGGCAGCCACCUCUACGUUUUGCACCCGUCAAUCAAUAAUCUCAGCUUUGGCAACAUCAACGCUAGGUUCACAGACACGUCGUUCAACAAACGCUCACCGCUUGGCAACUCGACGCCGGGCUCGAACUCGAACAGCAGACACAAGGCCCCGCCUCUGAUGCCCGCCGCGGCUAACAAGUCGCAUUCGAAACGCAUCGGCAGCAUUUUGGGCGACAGCAUGGACAGGCCCCUGGAGUCGCCGCCUCCGUCCACCCUCACGUGGGGGCGGCGACUCGCGCCUUUGAGACACCGAAGUCUCCUGCCCGCAGCAGACGACUUUUCUCUUCCAAAUCUCCCCGGUGCUGUCGGCAGUCCGAAUAAAAUGCUGAAGAAACGGGAAAAGCUGGGGAAUCUGGUGAACAUUGAAAAUUACGUACCUUCUAAUACGGAAAAAGCGAGCAGCAAAUCGAAUUUGACACUGACUGACAAGGACAUGAGCUAGCUGUUCAUCUUCGGCUCCAGGAAGUCUUGGGGUCACAAAUGAUGGCAGCACACACACACACUAAAUGGAUUACGCGUCAUUUUACAUAAUUUAUUACUCGAUGAGUAUACCAGAAUAAAUUACAGUAAAUGUGUUUGAUAGUCGAGAAAGGGACGCCAGACACGACACGUCUCUUUUCCUGUGCCUUUUCUCAAUAUUCUUGUCUUAAUUCACAAAUUGAUUGAUAUUGCCGAAAUGCAGAGAGUGGACACACGCGUGCUACCUAUAUAUAUAUAUGUUCAACUGUCCUUGGAGAGUAAAAUAAAAUUUGAAAUUAUUUUGAACCACAA